GUUUUGGAUUGUUUACAGUGUGAAAGUUAAUAUUUAAUUUAAUUAGUCAUAUUAAAAAUCUUCUAACAACAUACGUAUCAACCUUACAAUGAGUCAAAUUUUGAACAAAGUCCGGGACGUAGAUCCUAACAAUAGUGAUGCAGUGAAAGAAGUGCUAUCAACAUUUUUCCAGAAUUUAACAAAACAUGCAGCUACAGAUAGUAAUAGGUGGUUGCAGGCGCUAGAAAACAUCAUCAACCGGUUUCCAAAGUUCUGUGGUACUCACAGAAACACCAUUGAGACAUAUUUGACGAACUUUUUAGACUCUACCAACUAUUUUAAUGUUAUUGAAGCAGCAAAAUGUGCUCAUGCUUUACAACAAGUGCGGCCAUCUCAAGAAAAGAAUGCCACACCGAAAGCAUGCUGGAGGGAACACCUGAUUGUUCUGAACAAUGCAGUACACAACCUUCUGAGUGCUAUGUUCCCAAAUACUGUGGAUAUGUACCAGAACACUGGAAAUAUUCAAAAACUAAAGUUGCAGUCAUCAGCCUCACUGCCGCUGUUCGUGGCGUUAGAACAAAUCCACUCGGUGCCCACUGCACACGACAAUGGUGUCAGCAAGCAGCAACUGUUGAACACACGACUUAGGAAUGUCUUUGUGUUCCUUCAAGCUACAUUAGUAGAAAUCUACCCAGUGGCAAAGCCAAUUCCACCCCAAGCAAUUCUGGAAGUCAUAGUCCGUGCCUUGAGCAUUUCAAGUGGAGCCAAGCAGAAUCAAGACAUGGCAAAAGUUGCUUCAGUUAAAAUUCAAGCUCUACGGACAUUAGACGCCCUUAUUGCAUGCUUGGGAUCAAAUCUUAUUCCUUUCUCGGCCUUGGUCUUCAAGUUUGUGAUGCUCACAUUGAAAUGGAGCUCUGAAAACGUAAAUGAAGAAUCUAGCCAAGUCCGUCGCGGCGCCUACGACACACUGCGCCGCUGGCUGCGGUCCCUCUCCACGCAUCGGUUAGCCGACUCCUCCCGAGGACGAAGCUGGGAAGACGAGCUUACCCAGCAUGUUAUUGAUGACAUCACGCCGGCCAAGCAUAUUGUGCAGCUCACUAUGAGCAACCAGUCCACAAAAAACCUUAGCAAGAAAGCUAAAAGGAAGCUUGCCAACUCCAUGCUACUAGAGAGUAGUAUUGCCUCCCACUCUCCUGGCGAGAAAAACAAAAUCUCUGUGUCAGAAAAAACCAACGAUGAAAUCGCACUAUCAGCGCUAGACUGUGCUGAGGCUUUCUUUGUUGUAUGUGGCGUCUUCUUGAAACCUACUACACAUCAGCAAUUCCAAGAGCGCUUAGUCCGCGAAUGUUACAACCUAGACAGCUAUUCCAGCGAGCGGGCUUUGGGUCUAAUCAGAGUACUGGAGGCUCUAAGGAAGACCACGCCCCCUGAUGUUCCAGCACCCACACAAUAUUGCCUCCAGCUGUACAGCGGACUCGUCAGCAGAGCGGGCGAGAUAUCGAAGUUCUGCUCUCAAGCGUUACUAGACAUCCGUCUGCACCUGCACUGUGCGCCGCCCUCGCUAAGCUACGCGGCCCGCGCGCCGCCCGCCCAGCCGCCGCCCAGCAACAAGAAGCUGUCUUCCAGGAACAGGGAGGCGUUGGAGGCUCUGCUGGGAGCUGACAAAGUACCGUCAGAAAAAUCUGUGGCGAGUGGAGCUAGUCAAGAAGUAAUAACAAUCUCCGACGAGCCGUCAAAGAAGAAGCCGCGCCUUGUCGACGAUGGAAUCGAAAUUGCUGAUCAAAUAUGCGUCAGCAGUGAUUCGGCAAGCUCAGUAGAAAUCAGCGAUGACGACAGCGACGUGCAAGAAGUCGAAGACGAUGUAGAACAUGAAACACCAGCGGAGAAAUGCGUGGAACUAACUGAAUCGUCAGAAAACACUGCUGAUACCACUGUAGCUGCUACAAACGAGAACACAGUUGACACCAAUGAGAAUAUUGCUGUCACCAAUGAAAAUACAGCUGACACUAAUGGAAACCCAACUGACUUAUAUUAUUAUACACAUGAUAUCCCUUUACCAGCUGAAGCAGCAAUACAAACGGUAGCAACGAUUCAGGAAACAAUAAAACCUCAGCAAAUAGACGGAGGCCAUGAUGAAACGACGACGCUAACGAGCGAAGGAACCAGAAACGACGACGAAAGUAGGGAUACCACUGCUAAUGGAAGUGAAUCAGCCCAGCGAACUGGAGAAAGUACUAUUAGUACAGAAGGAGACACCACCGACGCUCCUUAUUCCAAUAUCUACACACUUAACACUCAGCUUCCUUCAAAGACUGCCAACUUCUAUGAAGAGCAGAACAGUCAACAUUCGAUGGAAGUGGCUUAUGACUUAUCUUGUACAGGAAAAGAAGUCACCAGGCUUGAUGGACCGGAAGACGACAAUCUACCGUGCACGGACGAAACCGACGAUAUUCCUAUAACUUGCGGGCAAGUGGUGAAGAAUUCACAAGAAGCUGAUAAUAAAGAAAAUGAAGUGCCUAAAAUGAAUGGAGAUAAAUCUCCAGAGAAAACUGCUGCUGUCACAGAUAAAACGACAGGGAAAGAUGUAACCGUCGAAGACAUGUUGGCGGAUUUUGUUGAUGAAAUCAAUGACGAAAAAACAGAAGCUUAGUUUGUAAGAAUAUGUAAUUGUGCCAAUGCUUAAAGUUGUGAUUGCUAUGCUAUUGUCAAUAAUAAGUUUAUGAUUUUCCUAUACAAAUACAAUAUGUAUAAUUCAAUUAUAAUAUGAUUCAGUAAAUAAAGACAUGGAUAUGGUAA
This is a messenger RNA of Ostrinia furnacalis (Asian corn borer), 2775 nucleotides long. RefSeq lists its product as uncharacterized. Lineage: Eukaryota; Metazoa; Arthropoda; Insecta; Lepidoptera; Crambidae. The transcript has 14 exons. Bases 89 to 2629 code for a protein of 846 amino acids. Gene Ontology annotation, biological process: rRNA processing. The record is from RefSeq and is a predicted model, not a curated record. Gene Ontology annotation, cellular component: nucleus.